Molecule: messenger RNA, 4060 nt
Organism: Phycodurus eques (leafy seadragon)
Lineage: Eukaryota; Metazoa; Chordata; Actinopteri; Syngnathiformes; Syngnathidae
Gene: dhfr
Product: dihydrofolate reductase
Exons: 5
Coding region: 54-554 (166 amino acids)
Biological process (GO): tetrahydrofolate biosynthetic process; dihydrofolate metabolic process; glycine biosynthetic process
Cellular component (GO): mitochondrion
Molecular function (GO): dihydrofolate reductase activity; NADP binding
Source: RefSeq, a predicted model, not a curated record
GAUACAGGCUGUGUAGAAACUUUCGCGAAAGUCGAACUGUUAAAUCAACGACAAUGUCUCGAGUUCUGAACGCUAUCGUUGCAAUGUGUCCUGAUCUUGGAAUAGGCAGAGACGGACAUCUCCCCUGGCACCCCAUAAGACUCAAGGAUGAAUUCAAGUAUUUCCAGAAGAUGACGGCCACGGCAUCUGUAGAAGGUAAACAGAAUGUGGUGGUCAUGGGCAGGAAGACAUGGUUUUCCAUCCCAGAAAAAAACAGACCUUUAAUCAAUAGGAUCAACAUCGUCCUCAGUCGACAAAUGAAAGUUCCCCCUGUUGGCGCCCACCAUCUGGCUCCUGAUUUUUGCUCAGCUCUCAAGCUGAUUGACACAGAGCUGUCAGACCAGGCUGAUCAAGUCUGGGUUAUAGGAGGUAGCUCACUCUACAAGAUAUCAGACACCAUAUCCUUGAUAAAACACACUACUUUGGUGGCGCAAAAAUGUUUCACAUCCUUGACAGCUCCAUCACCAACUAUUAAGGUUUGGGGUGCCAUUUUUUUCUUGUAUGAGUUAGUUUGAUAACUUUCAGUGGUGGUGGGGAUGAGCAUUCUUUGCCAGGGUCUUGUAAAAGUGGCUUAAAUCUGUUUGUUAGUCUGAUGUCAAUGUUUUGCGCUGUCUUGCUUCCUCAUUUUGUCUGCCCUUUGCUGAAGCGACCUUCCACGGCCAUUCUCUGUGGGUUGAAGAAGCACUCAAUGCUGGGCAGCCGGAUUCCUCAGUAAUUUGCUGGUGUUCUGUCCUCCCUUUUGGAUGCGGUCCCAUAUUUUGAGGCUUUGAUCCAAGUAAAUUCUGAGAACUGCUGGAUGAUCCAUUACGGUUUCCAUAGUCCGCAUCUGUCCUCUUUGUGGAGCUAACUGGCUGUCUGUUAGCAUGCUCCUGCUCACCAUUUUGAGACAUCAGUAGAGUGGUUUAAUUUCCCGACUGUCCAUUUACCUUCACAUACACUUCAAGGUGGUGAAUUUUCUUUUCCAGGACCGCCAUCUUCUGUAGCAGUUUGUCAUAGUCUUCAUUGGAAAAGGGAGGCAUCUUCCACUUAUUGCUGGUCUUGUUGCUAAUAGCAGGCUUGUGCUAAUUAGCAGGCCAUGCUCACGUAUUGGUGAGGGGGUAUAAAAACAAUAUUGGAAUAUACUAACUACUGACUGUAUCUACAAAAAGUACAGACCCACAUGUUUAAAAAUGCUACGUAAAUGGUAUUUGGCGGAGAUCUUGUUUUUAACUGCUUGUAACUUGUUUUUAUCAAGUGGCUGUUUUAAUGAAAGUGUAAAAACAAUCCCAACUACUCUGCUAAAUAGAGGACUGACAUCCAUCUUAAUAACUGACAUGCUGACGCCAAUGUGCACAUGCAUACCCCAAUUGGAAUAAACACACAUGAAGGAUUUGCUUUGAGUGGCAACAAUUGACUAUAAACCAGAUUUGAAAACGAUUGAUGACGGCAAGGCGGCACGGUGGACGACUGGUUAGCACAGCUGCCUCACAGUUCUGAGGACCGGGGUUCAAAACCCGCCCCCGCCUGUGUGGACUUUGCAUGUUCUCCCCAUGCCUGCGUGGGGUUUCUCCCGAUACUCCAGUUUCCUCCCACAUCCCAAAAACAUGCAUGGUAGGUUAAUUGAAAUUUCUAAAUUGCCCAUAGGUGUGAAUGUGAGUGCGAAUGGUUGGCAACCAGUUCAGGGUGUACCCCACCUCUUGCCCGAAGAUAGCUGGGAUAGGCUCCAGCACGCCGGUGACCCUAGUGAGGAUAAGCGGUACAGAAAAUGGAUGGAUGGAUGUUGACGGCAAGCAAUGCCAGAAGUCCCACUAAGCAAAAUGCAUGGUAAAAGAAAUAAUGCUAUUGUGAAUUUAUAGUUUUGUUUUUAGACAUGAACUGAACAUUGAACCGAGCGUUUGUUUGUGAGACAGUGCACAAAGUUGUAGCGUUUAUUUGUCAAAUAAGAAUUUAAUUAAUUUAGGAGAAAGUAAUAAGCCGGGAGCGACGGUUGCGUUACUUCCGUUUAUUGUAAUUUUAAAUUGAAUUGUUAAAAUCAAACUAAUGUCUCGGAAAAGGGCACCACGUCACUUUUUACAAGUUUAACUUUAGAUGAAAUGACGACAAACAUUUUUAUUCACUCUCAUACUCUGAAGGUUGCUACACUCUAUGACAUUUUGAGUCCGGGAUUACAGAGGUUUACGUAAACUCAGGACACACGCAAAAUAUGACCAAGAGUGGAAUUUUAUGGUAUAUUUAAUGAAAAACACAGCUACAAGUACAAACUACAAAAAGAAAAUAACAGUAAGGGUAAAAGAGGGAAAACGGGGCGUACGGAAAUGGAAACGAGGACAUCAGGUGUGUGGUCGCUGGGCUAAAAUAAGUGAGCAUAUGAGCGUUUACUGCAUUGAGUCAGAGCGAGAGAAGACAAAGUUGGGAUUUCGUGUGAAGCUAGUAAUUUCCCCAAAAUUAUUAGGCACUGAUGUACAUCAUAGUAAAGAUUGCAGUGUCGACUCACGAACGCAGAUCAGCUGGUCUUCGGGGUGGUCUUACUCCGGACCUCAGGCGGAAAUGAAGCAGGUUUGGUUGAAGAAAAACAAAAUGCACAAAAUAAAAAGAAAUGGGGAAGGAAAGUCGAUGUCCCGUUUGGGGUGCGCUCAUAACUUUCCUGCCGGUGGAACUGGUGGCGGAUCGAGCUCUGGCCCGUAGAGACGUGCGGGGACGGUACGGGAUGCUGGUACUUGCUCGCUGAGGCUCUGCCGACCGAUCACGGCUAGGAAAAGCGUUCGACGCUGCAUUGCCGGCUUCUUUGAUCGCAAACGCUGCUGACUUGGUUGCGGCGGGCGUUCGCGCACGUGUCUUAGUUUUGUGGGAGUCUGUUUUUGUCACUAUCAUGUUAAUGUGUGACAUUUACAGUAAUUCUGGCAGAGCAGAGGUCUCUGCAUGUAAGAGAAAGCAAGAGAGUGAGUGGAAGAGAUGGUGCCAGUUUGUGUGCCCAGGGGCGUCGAACGGGAGGAAAACUGGCAAAAAUUUCCCAUUUCCGCGGCCAUGUGCUUCACGGAGACCUGGCUUUGCGACGCUGUACCCGAUGGCGCCGUCAUGCUUCCCGGCUUCAACAUUCAUCGAGCGGACCGCGACAUGGAAUCAUUGGGAAAAACAAAGGGCGGCGGGAUAUGCCUCCAUAUCAACGAAAAAUGGUGUACGGACGUCACAGUGCUCAGCACACACUGUAGCCCGCAUUUGGAGUCGCUAUUCUUAAACUGUAAACCAUUCUACUCGCCACGUGAGUUUGCAUCGUUCAUACUGGGUGGAGUCUAUAUUGCGCCUCAAGCUAACACGAACGCCGCAUUGCUAACGCUCGCCGAACAAGUAAACGAAAUUGAAAAAAAACACCUGGACUCACCCCUCAUUAUUCUCGGGGACUUUAACAAAGCUAAACUCAACCACGAACUCCCUAAAUACAAGCAGCACAUCGACUGUCCUACCAGGGAAAAUAAUACUUUAGACCACUGCUACACUACGGUAAAAAAACGCAUACCGUGCAGCCCUGGGCUCGUCUGAUCACUGCUUAAUUCACUUAAUACCGACGUACAGGCAAGAACUUAAAUGUGCGAAGCCUACAGUGAAAACAGUCAAAAAGUGGACCAAUGAAGCCAAGAUGGAACUUCAAAGCUGUUUAGACUGCACAGACUGGAGUGUCUUUGAAAAUUCUGCUGGCAGCCUGGGUGAAUAUACGGACACUGUCACAUCCUAUAUCAGUUUCUGUGAAGAGGUUUGUGUACCAACAAAAUCAUUUCGCACAUUCAACAACAACAAGCCGUGGUUCACUGCUAAACUUAAGCAGCUUCGCCAAGCUAAGGAGGACGCAUAUCAGAGCGGGGACAGGGCCCUGUAUAACCGAGCUAGAAACCAGCUGACUAAAGAAAUUAACAUUGCAAAGAGGAUCUAUGCAGCAAAGUUGGAAAAAAAGUUUAGUGCAAACGACUCUAAAUCAGUCUGGCAUGCAUUCCAAUCGCUGACUAAUUAAAAGCGACGAUCCCCCCAACCUGAGAACAAUAGCACACUA